Messenger RNA from [Candida] anglica, 3043 nucleotides. Lineage: Eukaryota; Fungi; Ascomycota; Pichiomycetes; Serinales; Debaryomycetaceae. The record is from the annotation of a GenBank genome assembly.
GUGGUACAACAGUAGGAAUUUACAUCCAAAAAUAUGUUCAAUUACGAGGCCAAGGAGGAAGACUUGAGAGUCUUCUACGGGGUGGAAACUUUAAACCCUUCCACGGUUUCUGAGAUCCUUCCAAAUGCGGGCAAGGACGAAUUUAGGUCAGUAUCCAUUGAAGAUGUGGAGAACGCCCAAUUGGACCCCGAUGUAGAAUAUGAUGAGUUGGCCCGGUUAAUCCAGGGAGCCACUUCUGCAAUCACCACUGCUCCUUCUGUGAGCACGUUGCCCUCUGAUCUUGAAGACCCCUUGGGCCUCCCAAGAAUGGUUGACCAACUUGUGGCCAAACAUGCAAUUGAAUCAAAAUCAGAUCCAAAAUUGGCACAAUUUUUAGUCUCCUCCAAGUUGUUCCAACCACAACAAUAUCUUACCACGGUCCAUCUGGACUCUUCCAUUGAUGACUUGGUUCGGUCCUUAAGAUAUCUUGAACGGAACAUUGAAAGUCAAUCUUCAGAAUUGAAAUCCGUCAUUGAUGCGAAUUUCUUGAAGUUUGCUGAAUGUAAAAAGGCCAUAGAUGAUGUAUUGAUUGAGUUUAGAAGGACGAAAACCGCUGCUCAGAAGGAACGUGAUAAUACCAAGGUGUUCAACCCUACUCGUCAACACCGUAGAAUAGGCAGCACUGGGGCUUCUUCCAACACCACCAACAACAUGAAUAAUAACAACGUUGAUACUGCCAUUUCCACUGACUUGGAUGAAUCUCUCAAGAAUCUUAUCACCACCACGUCCUUGAUGAUCAAACCGAUUCUUGACCAUAAGAAUAAAGAAGUGAAAUUGACGAAAUUCAUUGAAUUUGUACUGGAAAAUAAAUUUUUCUUUGAUCUCCCCAAUAAAUUGGUCGGUCAUUUGAGUCGACAUGAUCAUGAACAGUUCAUUGACGAUUAUAACCGGUACUUAAGCAAGAAGAAUGAGUAUUUGAAUGGGGAUGAGACCGGUGGUAAUGCAUCGAUAAACUUUGCCCUUUCCAAAACUUUCAAAGAGGUGGAUAAUAUCAUAUCUGAAUACCGCAAACGAAUCUAUAAGGAGCUUCUAUCAAUUGAUCAUGAGGCAGGCGGUCCUAGAAGCACGUUUAGGAACGCCACAAAUGCUAAAUUCAUUCUGUUGGUGGACAAAUUGUACCAGUUAAACAACGAACCAAGCACUUCACAACAGCCAAUCUAUGAAUUCCUCAAUAUACAAUUGGAUGGUCUUAAAAAAGAGUUCAAGUAUCAACAUUCAAAAUUCGAACGUAAGUUUGGCAUGAUGCAAAGGAAAUUAACUGACUACUUGAACCUGUUGACACAACAUCGUGAAGGUGGAUCCAAUAUUGCCUUUAUUAGUGAGAAGUUUGCCGGGGUGGAAGAUAGUGUCAAAACCAUGGUGCUGGAACGAUUGGAUGGGAUUUCCAGCAUUGCCGAUGUUGCAGACUUUGAAUCCAUUGUGUUACUGGUGUUCAAUACCCCUGAUAAUUUGGAUAUUUCCAUCAUCAAUGAAGCUUGGUUGGUCUUACAUAAUUUCGUUACUUAUUUGGACGACCUCUUCCUUAAAAAGGUAUCUAAAUUUGUCAACAAUUACAAGCAUUACAGUGCUACUGAGGUUGAUUCUGGUGGAUCUAUAAGAGACAGUUAUAUAAAGUUCGUUGUAUCAGUGACUACUAAAUUGGUGCUGAUCUUCAAUGAUCCAUCCACACCUCCAUCCACCAAUCAACUUGAAUCUUCACCUUCCAAUUACUCCUCCUUUUUACCGAAUCAUAGUAACUCCCUUUCAACAAUUUUCUAUUUAUCCAAUGUCAAUAAGAGAGUGAAUCACUUUUUAACUAGAACUGGGGAGAGUGUGGUUGUGGUGGGUGGUAGUACGUCCACCAACACAAACACCGUAAUCAAAAACCUCCGUUCCUCAUCGGCUGUGAUAAACCAAAGAAUUAUUGAAGCUGUAUGUGCUGUCUGGGUGAAUGAUUGUCUGCAAUUCUAUGAUUUGGAAGGUUGGGAUGUUCAAAGUGAAUGGGCGGGGAAAGAUGCAGUCAAGUACACCCGUGCUAUUUCCAUAAUGGAAUGUUACGAAGGAUAUGUCUUGUCCAAGAUCGCUCUGUUGGUGUUCAGUAAACGUGAAGAUUCCAAUAACGGCGAUGUGUAUGACGAUGGUGAUAACGAUGAUGAAAAAUUGGUGGAAAGUGGCAUUCGUAUUGUGUCGGCUCACCCCAGUAAAAGAGUAUUGGUCAGUAUUGAAAUCCAAUUCAUGAGAAGUUUGAAUGUAUUGGUGGAUUCCAUUUUGAAAAGAUAUAGUUUGGAGAGUCAAAGUCAAACUGAAAGUACCACAUCUCUUUAUAAGGUUCUUGCAAUGAACAAUUUUGAUCAACUUGGUCGGGUCACCUACCCAGGAUUACUCCGUAAGUUCGAUCGCUUAUUCUCCAAUAACCUUCUGGAACAAAACCUUAAACUUUAUGCAGACAUUGAUAAGGCUGGACUUACAAUUUUGGAUGAUAUUUUGGCAAAGGAAAAGAAUUUCAUCGAUAGUCUUGUGAGUAAACAUUUCACCAACGCACCACCAGUGGACCUUCAAGUUGAUGGGUUCAUCUACAAUGUAUUGAUUCAUUUUGUUAAGCUUGUUCACGUUAUUAAACCAUUGAGCGGUGCUGAGAUCUUUAUUUCAAUCAUAAAUGAACUUCAAACUUAUUUCCUCAAGGUAACUCUUGAACAUUUAAGAUCGAUGCCCCAUGAUGAGAAUUACCUUGUGAUUGUAGGAAACUUGCUGGUUGGGAUCCAUUUCUUCCUUGAAGUAUUCCAACAAAGUAAGAGCCUUCAAUUAAAUGAAUAUUGUUUGAAAUUGGUGGAAGUUUUGUUCCAUACUAUAGAUGAGGCUGGAAACCCUCCAUAUAGUGACAGAGAAUUCGAUACAGUAUUAGCCAGAAAUUUGAAGGAGUCAGAGAAUGAAUUUGACUGUUUUUUCUAGAUAUUCUAGAUGGUUUAGUAUACCCUAAUAUAUGUUAAUGGACUUCAUUUAAAUUGUAAGUUACCUUACUCACUCU